Messenger RNA from Hypoxylon fragiforme, 503 nucleotides. RefSeq lists its product as uncharacterized. The transcript has a single exon. The record is from RefSeq and is a predicted model, not a curated record. NCBI's taxonomy places the organism in Eukaryota, Fungi, Ascomycota, Sordariomycetes, Xylariales, Hypoxylaceae. Bases 22 to 282 code for a protein of 86 amino acids.
GUUCGGCCAAAGAGAAUCGGAAUGUUACCAAGUUCUAGAACAUACCUAGGAAGCCUGAUGAAAAUUUUCCCUGCUACGUUACCAACUCGUAUUGGAGGCUCUCUCGCUUCUACUCCCUUAGUAUCCCUGACUUAUGUAGGGAAGAGAAGCGGAAUAUUCGUUAACUUUGCAUAUGAAUUACCACUACCUUUCAUAGUAGGUAAUACGUACAUGCUUCUCGAAUAUACAGAUUUACGCGAGCUUUUUCAUUGCAACGGAAGGGCUGUGUCGUUACACUCGUAGAAUGGUAUUAAUCUACAUACCCAAGUCCUAAGAAGACAAGAAAUGUAGAAGCUGUCAACCCGACAUCUAUCUAUGUCCAGGUAUGUAUCAGGUACCUAGAUGGCAAAGAUAGAAAACGAAAAAUGCCACUUGAUCAAGUUCGUGUGCCGAAGAGCCGUGAGCUUGCUAGCAAUGUGAAUCUAUAUUCAACCUCAAAGAUCUUCCCAAAUAACGCCUCAUAC